Molecule: messenger RNA, 1335 nt
Organism: Topomyia yanbarensis
Lineage: Eukaryota; Metazoa; Arthropoda; Insecta; Diptera; Culicidae
Exons: 2
Coding region: 1-1335 (444 amino acids)
Source: RefSeq, a predicted model, not a curated record
AUGGAAGGGGAUUCCGGCGGCGGAAAACCGCCUUGGGCCUUUGGUUCUCGAUUUGAUGAACUGACCGAUUUUGACACCGGAGACGACUGGAAGUUGAAAACGCAGAUUAAACGGAAAAAACGUGGAGCUACUCGAGACACGCUGCAAGAAAAAUUCUUUUCUAAGGAAAGCAGAUUGGAAGGAAACAAUGGACCACGCUAUUUAGUGCUGUCUAGAACAGAUGGUGAACACACAAUGGAAAAGGUAUCGCCAUUUUUUAUCAAAAAGGCUAUUGAUAGUAUUACACCACGUGUCACAAUCAGUCGGAUGAAAGAUGGGAAGCUACUUCUGAAAUCAGUGGACACUCAGCAAGCCGAAAAACUAAUGAAACAAACAAACCUUGGAGGACAGAUCGGGAUUCGAAUUGAAGAACACUCUUCUCUGAACACUACAAAGGGUGUUGUCAGUUGUUACGAUUUGAAGUUUCUAUCGGAUAAUGAAAUUCUUGAGGGACUGAAGGCUGAACACGUGACGGAGAUCAGGCGGAUCAAUCGCCGUAACCAGAAUAAGGAACUGGAGCCCACCUCUACCGUAGUCUUAACAUUUAAUCUGGGAUAUCUACCAACAUCGAUAAAUGUAGGAUUCCAUCCAUGCCGUGUUCGCCAGUAUAUACCGUCUCCUUUGAGGUGUAUGAAUUGCCUCAAAUUCGGACAUACUAAAGACCAGUGUAGAGGAAAUCGCGUGUGUGCGGGAUGCGCAAAUCUAUACCAUGAUAAUACUCGAUGCGUACAAACCAUCUGUGUGAAUUGUAGAGGUAGCCACGAUGCGUUUUCGAAAACCUGUCCAGUAUACGAAGAUGAAUACGAAAUCCAGAAAAUUCGAGUCACCGACAAAAUUUCCUUGCGUGAAGCUAAACGAAAACGACGAUCACAAGCUCCGAAUCCAAAUACGCCACAGCUUACCCGAAGCUUUGCUACUGUCACGGCGACGGGAAAGGUUCAGGAAAAUUCUAUUGAAACUAACCGAGAAAUAAGAAGCACGAUGAGCAGCUGUAACCGAGAUCCCAUUACGCAGAAUGACCAACCCAAAUCUGACCAACAAUCCCUACACGAAAUCGCUGCCAGCCCAAGCUUGCCGAGAGAGCCUGGAAUUGAAAUACGACCACCACAGUCUACACAAACACCAACGAUAUCUAGCAUUAACCAUGAUGAUCAUCCCAACCAUUGCUUCGCCGUCGAGAGAGUAUCGACGGACAGAGCCCGAUCGAGAUCACGAUCUCCAUUGUUUACAACCUCACAGUCUACCAAUAUCGAUGGAAAGGUUCAAGAGAAAACCCAAAGCAAGAUCAACUUCUAA